AUGGAGGAGGGAUCCCUUCUCAAUCUCCCACGAAUCCCAACCUCCAACCCUGACUCCACCGACACAUUGGUGGAAGAAGAGAAGGCCAAGUAUGGCAAGCAGUGGGGAAGCGAGCUUGACGAGGAGCACCGACAGUUGGCCAGAAUUGGCCAACCCACAGAAUGGGGUCCAGCCCCAAAAGCCCGAGAGCAUCGAAGAUGGCUCUCAGGAACAGAAUGGAAUGAAAACCCCAAAGACGACCCCUAUACUCCAGAUCGCUGGGACAACCUGAGAGACGAUCAGGAUCGAAGCACCAAGUGGAAUGAGGAUCCCAAGGAUGACCCCUAUGAGGUUGACCAGUGGGAUGACACCACCAACGAAGGAGAAGGUGGUCCAGAUGGACCCCUAUCCAAUGAUGAGUCCUUUGACUGGACCAUCAAAGCAAAAAUACCACCCCAGCCAUCACUUCGGAUCAGCAAUCAAACCCUUCAAGGGUUCUUGCACAAGAAGCUCACCACUCUAUUCCUUAACUCUGGCUUCUAUCAAGAGUUCCAGAAUUACACUGGAUGA
Guyanagaster necrorhizus is the source of this 549-nucleotide messenger RNA. RefSeq lists its product as uncharacterized. The transcript has 3 exons. The record is from RefSeq and is a predicted model, not a curated record. NCBI's taxonomy places the organism in Eukaryota, Fungi, Basidiomycota, Agaricomycetes, Agaricales, Physalacriaceae. Bases 1 to 549 code for a protein of 182 amino acids.